Messenger RNA from Lottia gigantea (owl limpet), 966 nucleotides. RefSeq lists its product as hypothetical. NCBI's taxonomy places the organism in Eukaryota, Metazoa, Mollusca, Gastropoda, Lottiidae. The coding region runs from base 1 to 966 and encodes 321 amino acids. The transcript is spliced from 6 exons. The record is from RefSeq and is a predicted model, not a curated record.
AUGGAAAAGAUUGAACUUAAGCAGAUUGAUGGCAAACCAGUUUUGGAACCAGGUAAUAUUAUUGUAAGUGCCAGGGUUAAAAUCCUCAUACAGGAAGAACCAGCUACAGAACCACCACAACCAUCCGAGAACCCGGACAACUCAUCCACGCCAACUCCUCCUACUACUCCUCGAUGGAGAUAUGGUCAUUAUGGCUGGGGCUAUGGUCGCUGUGGCUACCCGCCUUGGUAUGACCCUAACUGUAAGGAUCCACAAUAUAGAUAUGGAAAUUUACCAGAAAAAAAUUUGACUGUACCAGCCAACGGUUUAGUGACGUAUGAUUUAUUGGUGAAUGAAACCGAUUCUGUGGAGGUUUAUCUAAAUGUACAUUAUGUAGAAGAUACUGGCGUAUAUACAUCAAGGACUCUAACAACUUUCAGAUCCCCGAGCAACACAUUCUUGUCUGUAUCUCUUAAAACUAACAAACCAGCAUCUGGACAAAAAGUUAAGCUCGAACUCAAAGCUACUCGAAAAUUUAGUAGAGUUUAUUACACAAUUCUGUCUCGAGGAGUGCUGAUCACAGAAAAUCACCAAGAUUUCAGUACACCAAGUAAAUCUCAAAUUCUCAGCUUUUCCGUAACUAGCGAUAUGGCACCAAAGCUUAAAAUCAUAGUAUUUAUUAGAGUGGAAGAUAAAGAAAUUGUUGCUGAUGCUAUCUCAUUUAAUGUUGAGGGAUUUUACAAUAACAAGGUAUCGUUAAUGUUCGAUUCGGAUAAAGUAGAAACUGGAUCCAUAUCAACUCUCAGUGUUAAAGCUUACAGAAAUUCUAAUGUAUAUGCUGUAGCUGUUGAUAAAAGCACCACUUUACUUGGAGAAGCAUCAGAUGAUUUCAGCCAAGGUGUUGAAGGAUUCUUAGCAGUUGGUGGUGGGAAUUAUUAUAGAAAGAAGAGGGAAGCUUUCUUUAGAAAAAGGCAUGAAUCUGAAUAA